Staurois parvus is the source of this 1855-nucleotide messenger RNA. The record is from the annotation of a GenBank genome assembly. NCBI's taxonomy places the organism in Eukaryota, Metazoa, Chordata, Amphibia, Anura, Ranidae.
AUGACCCAGGCGGAGAAGGGAGAGCCGGAGAACGGGAAGGAGAAAGAAAAGGAGCAGCGAGGGGUGAAGAGACCCAUCGUACCUGCCGCCAUUCCCGAGCCCCUGCAGGAGCAUAUUCAGAGUGACUAUGUGGUGGUGAUACACCCUGGCUCUAGUAUACUGCGCAUCGGCAGAGCAACAGACACCCACCCAGCAGGGUAUACCCCAUGUCAUCGCUCGCAGGCACAAACAGCCAGGGACAACCUACCCACUGUGACAAGUGGCUGCUCAGAGACGGCCUGUAUAAACCUGAAAGCAACGAGCAGAGACAAAUGGUCUCAAAAUGGUGGAUCAAGCCAUCUGGUCCAAAAAGAUGUCCAAUGGCACAAGACGUAUCCCUGUGGUACCAGAGCAGGCACGUGCUUACAAUAAACAGAUGAGACCGGCGAUAUUGGACCACAACUCUGAUGUUGCAUGGACAAGCACAUCACAUAGACCUGAAUAUCUUGUGGGUGAAGAGGCAUUAUUUGUGAAUCCAGCAGAAGGCUACAAUAUUCACUUUCCCAUUCGAAAGGGCCAACUUAAUGUUCACACUGGACCAGGGGGCUCGCUAACAGCUGUCCUGACAGAUCUGGAAACCAUUUGGUCGCAUGUCCUACAGAAAAUCUUAGAAAUUCAGUUAAAGGACCUAAAGUUUUACAGAUGUAUAUUACUUAUCCCAGACAUCUAUAACAGACAGCAUGUGAAAGAGAUGGUUAAUAUGGUCCUCGUAAAGAUGGGCUUUUCAGGUGUUAUAGUUCUUCAGGAAUCUGUGUGUGCAGUGUAUGGGAGUGGCUUGAGUAGCGCCUGUGUUGUUGAUAUCGGGGAUCAGAAGACCAGUGUCUGUUGUGUGGAGGAUGGAAUAUCACAUAGAAACACCAGAUUGUGUCUAGCAUAUGGUGGAUCAGAUGUUACCCGCUGCUUCUUCUGGCUCAUGCAGAGAGCUGGAUUCCCAUACCGGGAGUGCCAGCUAACUAACUUACUUGACAGCCUUCUUCUGCAGCAACUUAAAGAGACUUUCACACAUCUGGACCAGGAUAUCUGUGGACUGCAGGAUCACGAGUUUCAGGUCAGACGCCCCGAUGCUCCAGCCCUCUUGUAUCAAUUGAGACUCGGAGAUGAAAAACUUCAGGCCCCAAUGGCUCUGUUUUAUCCAGCCACAUUUGGAAUCUCUGGCCAGAAAAUGACCUGUCUGCAACAUCGAUCACCAGGAGACCCAGAAGAUCCUCAUGAUGAACAUUACCUGGUGGCUACACAAAGCAAACAGGACCAGUCUUCGAAGGCAGCUGCAGAACGCAAAGCCAUACCCAAGCCUGGGAUGUUUGAAGAUGCUCGAGGCCAAGCCAUGGAUAUCUCUGGGCACAUGCUGGAGUCAGAGCUGGGACCAUCUCAUAGUGAUUGUAUGGGGCCCGGAAAUGAUGGAGAGGAGUCUGCAGCCACCUUGUUCUCCAGGAAAAGCAUGGUGUCACAGUUUGAAGGAAAAGCUCUAGGGCUGGAUAAAGCAAUUCUUCAUAGUAUUGACUGUUGUUCUUCAGAUGACACCAAAAAGAAGAUGUACAGCUCCAUCUUGGUGGUGGGAGGAGGGCUAAUGUUUCACAAGGCCCAGCAGUUUUUGCAGCACCGAAUACUCAACAAGAUGCCCCCAUCCUUUAGAAGAGUUGUGGAAAAUGUAGAGGUCAUCACCAGACCAAAGGACAUGGACCCUCGGCUGAUUGCUUGGAAAGGGGGAGCAGUCCUUGCCUGUCUGGAUACCACUCAGGAGUUGUGGAUAUACCACAGGGAAUGGCAAAGGUUUGGAGUGCGCAUGCUGCGGGAGAGAGCUGCCUUUGUCUGGUGA